CCCAAAUCCGACCACGGACGAAGACGGAGACACCGGAGCAAAAUCCUAACGGUAAAUAGUUACCUUGGCGAAGAAAUGGGAUAAUUAUGUCGGAGUUUGCAUAGCGUGGUCGAAGUUUAUCGAAACAUGAGACGUCAGUCGUGGAAUUCACGUGUGUUUAGUGAAUAUCUCAUUUAGUCGAGGUGGAUUAGGCUCCCAGUGCAGCCCGAAUUUGUCAUAAUGUCUAUCUGUUAGGGAGAGGGACAAGGCCAAUACCGCUGCGUUCGGAGUUUAAGGUGGAGGAGCAGCGGCCCAGUGCAGCCCGAUUUUGUCAUAAUGUGUAUCUGUUAGGGAGAGGGACAAGGCCAAUACCGUUGCUUUCGGAGUUUAAGGUGGAGGAGAAGCAGGCCGGAGUAAUUGGGCUGAGUUGGAUUACUAAUCGAACAAGGUCUUCAUGGUGUGCCCAUUGGAGAUGUAGGCCAAGACUGGUCUGGGAUCUGAAGAUCAUUAUAUCAAGAGGGAGUUCUGUUGGGACUCGAUCGAAAUGUGAUUAAGGAAGGACUCCUCCGCCGUGAAGGACAUUUACCUCUAACAUUUCCGCUGUCAUGAGAGAUUGUUGACGGAUAUUUCAUGAAAUAAACUCAGUCAGUGUUGCCGUCCAUCAGUGAGUGAAGUUCAGAUUGACCGCUUCCGGAAGCAACAUGACAUAUCUUCUCAUGCGAUGUAUACAUGUACAUAACUGCCUGUAGGAAAGGACAGUUCGGAUAAGCUUUUCUCAGACACAGACAAUACACUGGAUUAGUCACCAAUUGGAUUAUCUUUACCGGGCAUUACAGCGGAUGAAAAUUCUUGAUGACAAUUCAUCGCGAGAUAUGCAGCAAAUUUGAAGAUUUUUGAAAUUCGCUGGUAAACAGAAACCAGUGAUGCUGUUUGAGGAUAAACGACUUCAUAACAAAUUGAUUUGGUCUAGGUCGUCGCGAAACUUGUAAGGAAAAAACUUUAAAAAACCUAGUAUGGCGAUGGUGAUGCCUGGGGUUCCAGUGAGACGUGGCUCAAAGGAGGACGCCAUGCGAAGGGUGCGAAAGAACAUUAGCAGUCAGGUCGAUAAAGUCAAGACUACACAAUGGAAGAUGGACGACCGGAAGUUAGAGAAGGAACUGGGCAUGAUCGAAAAGGAUCGGAUGCGAAUGAAUCGUCAGCUUCAACGGGAGAAAUUCGGACUUGCGAUGGAAUUGCGGGAAAUGAAGAAAGAAGUUGCGGAGGUUAAGAAUGUUAAGAAUGAGUCUUGUGUUGUUGUUGGUGAUGGGUCGCUGGUCAGGUUGAAUCGGCAGAGGUUACGGGAGAGGAGGCUGUCUUUGCCAGUGAAUCUCGUGGCUAGGCCUUCAUCCGCAGCCGUUAGCCUUUUAAGCGAUGGUAGUACCUCUACCACAAACAUCCGGCUAGGAUCGCGGCGGCCAUCUCGUCCAGGGACUUGCGUCUCAAGGAUUGUGCCUCUCAGCACAGAUGACGUCAUCCGUAACAUGGAGCUACACAACGGGCAAGAAGAGAGUGAAGAUGGGCAGAAUGGCGAAAUGUCCGACGCGGACGAUUUGGAGCUUCGACGGAAAUUUGGGUCAGAGUACGGUCGACGGCGGCGCGCAUCAGUAGGUGGCGAGAUGACGCCCAGUGAUGUCAAGCUUCAUUUUAUGAGGCGGAACAGUAUGAAAGACAUUGGUGACUUCCCGAGAGUACAGACUCCUGGUGCAGGGCCUGAGUUUGAUUUCCAAACUGGGCCAAGAUCUCGGUUAGCAUUACGGCGCAAAAGUAUGCCAGAUAUCCAGCGGGCUAGGACAGCCAUCUUACUUGGGACAACACCUAAUUUGGAACCUGUCGGAGAAAUUGAGGACCCCGUAAAGGACCCAAGGUUCAGAAGUUUGAUGGGAUCUCUGACGAAUCAGUUUAAGGACUUGGACACAAGGACUCAGAGACCAAAAAUGGCCGCCGAGGAUAAGUCUUAUGCGUGGCCAGAUACAACAGCGACAUCUGCGGUCAUUGGACUAAACCGAAUGGAUUUUCGUAAAAAGGAGCUGAGAGUUACAGAAAUUGAGCCACCUCAUCGAACUCGACGGUUGUCGUCAGCUUUCUGAGUUUCAAAUUUGAUCUUAAAAGAAAAAGUGAAAUGCAUUUAACAGAUCCCAAAAUAACGCUAGAAUUGGCAAAUAUGGCCAUUUGCAAGUUGAAUGGGACUUACGCGCCUCCAGUGAGCUACUGCAUGUAUAAGUAUGCGACAGCGUUCCUUAUGCACGACUAUUGCACGACAUUUAUCCGAGACGAAUACUUUUAGGAUGUUAUAUAAAACGUACGUUCACCGUCGGGGAAAAUUUUCCGUAUAUUGAUAUCCAGGAGAUCUGAUCACCGUGCUUCCGAGCAGAAGCAUGGCUACAUUGCCGAGCUUUAUAUGGUCGGUCGACCUACUCCCGACAUACGUUCUCAUUGACCGGGAACGAAGUGGGGGUCGCUGGCGCCGAUCUUUAUGUCGGUAUUGUGACGCAAAUGCCUUGGGAAGCCGUGGGUCGUGAUAUUGAUGUAUAUACCAAACAGUGGCACUAUCUGCGUUUAGUGAAUGUAGCUUACCGAUGUCACAAGUCUUCCUGUCUUGCUGACUUUCAAUAAAGUUGUAGUUUACUA
Molecule: messenger RNA, 2646 nt
Organism: Lineus longissimus
Lineage: Eukaryota; Metazoa; Nemertea; Pilidiophora; Heteronemertea; Lineidae
Exons: 7
Coding region: 993-2105 (370 amino acids)
Source: RefSeq, a predicted model, not a curated record